AUGGACCCGCCUCUGAGUGAGAACCGGCGCCGACGCGACAGUAUAGGCACGGACACCGGCGCCACAGCCUCAGCGCUAAAAAAGGCCGCGUCGCCGGCGCGCGCGGCGGCCUCCCCGGCCAGGUCUCCGCUGCGGUCGCCGCGCCGCGCGCCGACCGCGGAAGAGGCGGCCGCGGCCGAGCGCGCCGCCCGCCGCGCCUCGGCCGACCGCAGAGCCGCCGCGCGCAAGGCCGCGGAGGACUUUGCGCAGGAAGACCUAGACGAAGCGCCGACGCAACCGACGCGGACGCGCCGCGGCUCCGUCGAAGCCCUAAGGUCGACGGGAAAGGUAGCUGCUCUAUCCCCACGCCUCGCGACGGCGUCGCCGCCGCGGCUGUCGCCGCGCCCCGCGUCGCCGCGGCCUGCGUCUUCUCCGCGCCCGCCGCCCGUGGAGACCACCGAGGAACAACGGGCCGAGGCCCGCCGCAAAUCGGCCGAACGCCGGGCCGCCGCACGGAAGGCGGCCGAAGAGUUCGCCAACGAGGACCUCGACGACGACGCGCCGAAGAAGCCCUCACGCCGCGGCAGCGUGGAAGCUCUACGAGGUGCCGGGAAAGUGGCCGCCCUCUCGCCGCGCCUGGCUACGGCGUCGCCGCCGCGGAUGACGUCGCCGCGGCCGGCGUCGCCCCGACCUACGUCUUCGCCGCGGCCGCCGCCCGUGGAGACCACCGAAGAGCAAGUUGCCGAGGCGCGCCGGAAGUCAACCGAACGGCGUAUCGCGGCACGGAAGGCUGCUGAAGAAUUCGCCAAUGAGGACCUCGACGAAGCGCCGAAGCCUCGGCGGCGACGCGGUAGUGUCGCGGCAUUGCGCGGAACCGGCAUCGUCGCCGCGCGAUCACCGCGGGCGGCGUCGCCGCAGCCCGCGGUGACGCAGUCGCCGCGGCCGGCCUCGCCGCGGCCCGUACCUGCGGAGCCGACCGAGGAGCAACGAGCCGCGGCGGAGAAGGCGCGCGCUGAAGCUAGAAGAAGAUCGGCCGACCGCCGAGCCGCCGCGCAGAAGGCCCACGAGGAGUUUGUGAACGAGGCCGACGAGGACGCGCCGACGCAGCCGCCGCCCUCGCGCCGCCGGCGCGGCUCGGUCGAGAUGCUGCGCGGAACGGGCAUCGUCGCGGCGCGGUCGCCGCGCGUGGCGUCACCCGCGCCUCAGCCGACCCCGAAGGCGCCGACGCCGCCGCCGGUGUGCAAGCCGACGCCGCCGCUGCCGUCGCCCUUCUUCACGGUGUCGAGCCCGGCAGCGCCGCCGGCGCCGUCACCGCCGGCCGCUGCUGCGCCAUCGCCGGCCGCCCCGGAGCCACCGGCCGCCGCCGCGGAGCCGUCGAUGGCGCCACCUCCAGUCGCCGCGCCGUCGCCGGCUCCCACGGAGGAGGAGCCGCUCGAAGAUCACUUGAGCGACCUGCUGGCUUUGCCGCCGGCGCGGCCGAGCGUCGUCGACGCGUCGAGGCGGGAAACGGUCCAGCUGGAAGAUGAUCUUGGUUCUAUGUUGGCGGCGGUCGGGGAGGAGGCGCCGAUGCCCCCGCCGGCCCCGCGGCCGUCCGAGAUCGACGCUUCUCGACGGGAGACCGUGCAGUUAGAAGAUGACCUUGGAUCCAUGCUGGCCGCGGUCGACGAGGCGCCGCCGGCACGACCGUCCGAAGUCGCCUCCUCGCGCCGAGAGACCGUGCAAUUGGAGGCAGACCUCGGUUCGAUGCUCGCUGCGGUGGACGAGGCGCCGCCGGCCGCGCCGCCGGCCGCGCCACCGUCGAAGAAGAAAAAGAAGGAGCAGCGGGGGCUGUUUCAGUCGCCACCAGUACCUUCGUCGCGGAAGAAGGUAGCCGCCCCGCCGCCGCCGCCGCCCGAGCCCGCGCCGAUGGAAGCCGAGCCCACGACCGCGCCGGAGGCCGCCGCGGCACCGCCGGCCGAGCCGUCGGCCAUGCCGCCGCCCGCGCCGGUGCCGCGGCCCGCGGCGCCGCCCGCCGUGGCACCCGCCGCGGCGCCGUCGAAGAAGCGCAAGUCGUUGGAGGCUCUGGGUAGCGGCCACGUCGCCGAGCUGCGGAAACGACACCUCGCGAACGUUGCCGAAGAUGCGGAACGGCACCGUCAGCGGGAAGCCGCGAAGGCGCGAUCGGCUGAAGCGGCCGCCGACGUUGGAGGUCUCGUCGGACUGUUCGAGGGCGCCGUCGAGAAGCAUAAGCGCGAUAAGGCGCGACGACUGUCGACGGUGUCUGAUCUCUCGGCCGCGGCGAAGGCGCGGCGGCGAUCGUCGAUCGUCGGCGGUGGCAUGCGCUGCACCUUUACCAAUGUCUCGCAGUCACCCGCUGUCCUGAUUGUGGCCGUGGAGGCGCCGGCUGGCCUCGUGCUCGAGCACGUCCACCGUUCUCUUGAUGACGAUUCCGAACCGGCCUGGAUUCGCGCCGACGACAAUCGUAUUGAGGUAACGAUCGACGCCCCUGGCGCCUACGUCUUCGCGGCGCGCGGAGUGAAUGUGGCGACGGGCACGGUCCUUUGCGAGGCGCGCACUGCUGUCUUCGAGUUGAAUGAGCCGACCGCUACGCUGGAAUCGCUCGCGCCGCCAUUGAAGGACGACGCCACGGCUUCGGCCGUGAGGCCCCGCGCCGGACGCCGGAGCUCCGUCGUCCUCGACGUCGGCGCGAAACGGCUGUGGCUCUCCGAGCACGUGCGAUUCCACGGCAACGCUACGACGAUCCAUGAGGACUCCUCAGAGCUCAUCGAUCAGUUAGCUUUGAUGCUCCGCACGCAUCCGAACGUCGACAGUGUGCGGUUAGAAGGGCACACGAAUUCGAAGUGCGGUCUCGACUGCGUCGGCGGCGACCACAAGUGUUCGAACGGAGUUUGUCAAAAACACUUCGGCGGCGAAAAGGGUGGUGCCGUCGCAUUCUCGCUGGGCCGGGCCCAGGCCGUUGCUGACGCGCUCGUGGCGCGCGGCAUCGACCGCUCGCGCCUCAACUGCGUCGGUCUGGCCGGCUCGAGGAGAGUUGCCGACGACACCGAGGGCUCGGCGAACGCGUCGAACCGGCGCGUAGAAAUCCACUUGGCCGACGAAGAGCUCUGA
Molecule: messenger RNA, 3087 nt
Organism: Pelagomonas calceolata
Lineage: Eukaryota; Pelagophyceae; Pelagomonadales; Pelagomonadaceae
Source: the annotation of a GenBank genome assembly